Molecule: messenger RNA, 971 nt
Organism: Phanerochaete carnosa HHB-10118-sp
Lineage: Eukaryota; Fungi; Basidiomycota; Agaricomycetes; Polyporales; Phanerochaetaceae
Exons: 6
Biological process (GO): lysyl-tRNA aminoacylation
Cellular component (GO): cytosol
Molecular function (GO): tRNA binding; lysine-tRNA ligase activity
Source: RefSeq, a predicted model, not a curated record
AUGAAAGCUCAACGUCCUUCUGCAGCACUUCGUGGAGUGUGGCGAACCAGGAGGAAUGUGCUCCUGCUUGACAAUCUUGUCGGCGAGUUGAGCCUCUCCACGUCUCCCCCGCCUUCACCGUUGGUCGCCGACGGGCGGAUGUCACCACUCGCCAAGUGCCACCAGUUACGGCCCGGUCUUUGCGAACAUUUUGAAGGCUUCAUGUGCCAAAUGGAGGUCCGUAAUGCGUGCGUGGAGUUGAAUGAUCUGUUUGAGCAACGGCUGCGGUUCGAGGAGCGACUGAGGUGGAAGGAGCAGGGUGACGACGAGAAGCGGGGCAGUCUGGCGACGUUCUUGGCUGACUCUGCCAGUAUACAUAAGGAGAUCCCUGUGAUAAAGCCGGUCGACACCGCGGCAGGCACUGCAGAUCAUGUCGACCCCCUGAGAAAGUCUGAACAGCCAGCGCGAAUGCUCGACAUCUCGGCGCAUAGCAGCGUCAAUGGACGAAAGCGUCGCAAUAGUGCGCACACGGAAGACGCCUCGUUUUUCUCACGCACAUCAGGUGGCCAAGAGGUGGCAGGGCACCGCUUCCCCACUCUGCCCAAGCUCCAGCGGCUGGGCGUGGUAAAUGACGAGGCCACGCUCGUCGCUCCGCGCGCUCUUGCAGGUCCUCGUGGGCCUGACGACGUUCCGGCGCGCGAACGGCUCGAGCUCGCCGGCUUCACUUGGAGCAAGCGUCAUACCGUGCGCCGGAGGCGGCAGGCGCGUCUGCGUUCCCUUGUGUCGCCACUCAUCCAAGCCCUCGAGCUCCGGGAGCGGCACAGCAGGGACGUCAAGAUGCUCUUGCUUAACGUUGCAUACAACGCGCUCGUGGAUUUCCUAGCAUACAGGAAUGGCAGAGAAGGCGAAGAAAGCAAAGAGCAACAAUACGGACAGCACAUCGGCCCGGAGGUGCCGUGGGCCAGACCGGGUCCAGACGACACAGAAGGCGC